Messenger RNA from Amblyraja radiata (thorny skate), 1666 nucleotides. It is a transcript of the gene phox2bb, whose product is annotated as paired like homeobox 2Bb. The coding region runs from base 244 to 1140 and encodes 298 amino acids. Gene Ontology annotation, molecular function: DNA-binding transcription factor activity, RNA polymerase II-specific; RNA polymerase II transcription regulatory region sequence-specific DNA binding. The record is from RefSeq and is a predicted model, not a curated record. Gene Ontology annotation, biological process: regulation of transcription by RNA polymerase II; enteric nervous system development. NCBI's taxonomy places the organism in Eukaryota, Metazoa, Chordata, Chondrichthyes, Rajiformes, Rajidae. The transcript is spliced from 3 exons.
GCAAUAAGACCACCGCUUUGCUAUUGUCCAAGUGGAAACAGCCAAGUUUAUUAUGAGGACUAUAUGCUCUAGAGACCUGAGGCAAGGCAGCUCAUAGGAGGCAUUUUGAUAAAACUAAGCUCUCCUGUUAGAAAGAAGCCCAGUUGUAAAGCAGGCUCUGCGCUGUGCACAUCUACCUACCAAAGGCACCUUCUCUUUCUCUUUUUUCUUUCUAUUUUUGGACAGCUAGCCAGAGCAUUUUCAAUGUAUAAAAUGGAAUAUUCUUACCUCAAUUCGUCUGCCUACGAGUCGUGUAUGGCGGGCAUGGACACUUCAAGCCUUGCUUCAGCCUAUGCUGACUUCAGUUCUUGCAGCCAGGCGAGUGGAUUCCAAUAUAAUCCUAUAAGGACCACAUUCGGGGCCACCUCGGGAUGUCCAUCUCUAACUCCAGGAUCCUGCAGCCUUGGAACUCUUAGGGACCAUCAGAGCAGCCCAUACGCAGCAGUACCGUACAAAUUGUUUACGGAUCACGGCGGCUUAAACGAGAAGAGGAAGCAGAGGCGGAUACGGACCACUUUCACCAGCGCCCAGCUCAAAGAACUAGAGCGAGUGUUUGCAGAGACUCACUACCCGGACAUCUACACGCGGGAAGAGCUGGCGUUGAAGAUAGAUCUCACCGAGGCCAGAGUGCAGGUUUGGUUUCAGAACCGACGGGCCAAGUUCCGCAAACAGGAGCGGGCGGCGGCGGCAGCGGCGGCCGCGGCCAAAAACAACAACGGUUUGUCCAAGAAAUCCGACCUGCGAGCGGAGGAUGACAACAAGGACUCCAAGCCGGCCGAUCCUGACAGCACGGGUCCAGGCAGCUGCGUUGCCACUUCAGGCAACGGCGGCGGUGUGCUCGGCAACGGGGGAGGCGGUGGCCUUGGAGGAGGGGGUGGUUUAGGUGGAGGAGGGGUUGGGGACUCCGCCAAGACGGCGGCAGCGGCGGCGGCAGCGGCGGCUGCGGCAGCUGCAGGAGUAGCGGGCACCGGCUGGGCAACGGGCCCGGGUGGGGUGAGCGCAGUGCCCGACUCAAUAGGAGGUCCUUUCGCCAGCGUGCUCUCCUCGCUGCAGAGACCCAACGGAACCAAAGCCACUUUAGUAAAGAGCAGCAUGUUCUGAACUUGACCUCCCCCCACCCCACCGCAUCACUGGGAUUAAAAAUAUGUAAAAAAAAGUACAAAACGAGAAAAAAUCUUUUUGUGUGUCUUUCUACAGCCGUGUUCUGUGAGUAAACCGUAAAAGUGUUAUUCUCAGUAUUGUCUUCACUAGUUGAUCUUAAAAAUACUUUUCUCCCCCGUAGUCCACAUGAAGUGUGUUUAUGGAGAAUACAAAUUAAAGGAGACCAUCCUGGGUUGAGUUAUUUUGUUUAGGUAAAAGCAGGUUCAUAUAUUAAUAACAACAAUAACGGCAUAUAUUUUUGUUAAAUGCAUGUUGUCGUUUAUUUUUUAUUUCUCUCUCCGUCCCAUCAGAAAUUAUUGUGAACAUAAUCCUCAUAAAUUAUGUCUAGGAGUUCAAAAUUAUUUAUACGUGGUAUAAUGGAUGCUUAUAUUUAAAUAAGGGAAAUAUUUCUACGUGUGCAUAUAGUUUUCCAAAAGUGUCCCAUUAACUUGAUUGUUGAUAAUAAAAUGCAAAGCAAAGGUUGGAA